This is a messenger RNA of Schizosaccharomyces osmophilus, 285 nucleotides long. RefSeq names its product Conidiation protein 6. NCBI's taxonomy places the organism in Eukaryota, Fungi, Ascomycota, Schizosaccharomycetes, Schizosaccharomycetales, Schizosaccharomycetaceae. Bases 1 to 285 code for a protein of 94 amino acids. Gene Ontology annotation, cellular component: cytoplasm. The transcript has a single exon. The record is from RefSeq and is a predicted model, not a curated record.
AUGUCGCAUUCUACAAGAGUAAGCGCUGGCCACAAAGCUGCUUUGCACAACCCAAAUGUCUCUGAUGAGACUAAGCAACAUGAAAGAGAAUAUCUCGAAAAUGAAGGCGUUGAUGAGACUUCCACCUCACACGGAUCCUCACACAGGUCGGGAAACAAAGACCCAAAAAAUGUUGAAAGAGGAUAUAAGGCUACCACUCACAACCCAAAUGUGUCUGAGGAUGCCAAACAGCAUGCUAAGGACGAACUCGAACACAACGAGAAAUUUCACAAUUAUCAGCAUUGA